AUGAAAUUCCAAAUCGCUGCAUCUGCUUUGUUAGCUGCUUCUACUUUAGUACAAGCUUCCCCAGUUAUCUUCGAAACUGGUAACAUCUCUAACAUCUCUAACGGUUCAAACCACUCAAACUCUACCUUCCACAACGGUACUAACGCUACCGACUUUGUUGAACCAAAAUUAAAGGUCAUUGUCACUGGUGGUACUUACACUUUGAAGAACUCUUCUGACGUUGAAUAUAACUUUUACGGCAACUCUUCCAAUGCUUUGAACUUCACUCAAUUAUAUGAAGUUGCUGAAAUUGUUAACAAGACUUUAGACAACGAUAACUACUACGGUGUCGUCGUUGUUGCCAACGGUAACUCUGUCGAAUCCUUAGGUUUCUUCUCUACUAUCUUAUUCGAUUCUAUCAAGCCUGUCGUUGUUGCUCAAGAUGCUGAUUACGGUUUAUUGGUCGCUAACAACACUGGUGCUUACGGUUCCUUGGUUGUCUCUAACGAUUACUUAGUCUACUCUGGUGCUUUCUCUCCAGCUGUUUCAAGAUACGCUACUGACGCUGCUUCUGGUGUUCCAAUUGCUGCUUGUGGUGAUGACUUAUCUGUUAACUGGUUCUUCGACGACUCUACUCCAAUGUUCACUGACCCAUUCUCUGUCAUCAGAAACCAAUUCCCAGAAUUAACUAAUGCUAACGUCACUACCGAAUUCAACUUCACUCCAAGAGUCCCAAUUGUUUCUCAAUCUGACUGCUCUUUGGAAUUAUUAUCUACUUUGGAAGCUGCUGCUGACGGUGUUGUCAUCAUCUCUACUGAAGGUGAUGCCAGAUCUUUGGACUUGUCUUCUCUAUCUAUCCCAGUCGUUUUCGCUAAGGGUGAUCAAGUUCCAUACUUGAGCUCUAUGUACUUGCCAGAAGGUACUUGUGGUGCUGGUUACCUAUCUCCUUUGAAGGCUCAAUUAUUAUUGACUGUUGCUUUAGCCAAUGGUAUCUCUUCUGCUGAAGAAUUGAUCACCAUCUUCCCAUAA
Messenger RNA from Vanderwaltozyma polyspora DSM 70294, 1008 nucleotides. RefSeq lists its product as uncharacterized. The transcript has a single exon. The record is from RefSeq and is a predicted model, not a curated record. NCBI's taxonomy places the organism in Eukaryota, Fungi, Ascomycota, Saccharomycetes, Saccharomycetales, Saccharomycetaceae. Bases 1 to 1008 code for a protein of 335 amino acids.